Hypomesus transpacificus is the source of this 6563-nucleotide messenger RNA. RefSeq names its product FERM and PDZ domain containing 3 (gene frmpd3). Gene Ontology annotation, cellular component: cytoskeleton. The transcript is spliced from 16 exons. The record is from RefSeq and is a predicted model, not a curated record. The coding region runs from base 303 to 5591 and encodes 1762 amino acids. NCBI's taxonomy places the organism in Eukaryota, Metazoa, Chordata, Actinopteri, Osmeriformes, Osmeridae. Gene Ontology annotation, molecular function: protein binding.
ACCUGGGAGAGUGAAGGAAAACAGACGAGUGAAGCCACCUCUGCACAGGGGUCUGAUCUUUUGAUCCCGUUGCUUUACAUACAUGCACACAUACAUGCACACUUCUGGUGGAGUCUGAUGUGAUCUGGCCAGUCUCUGCUGCCCAGUAGGAGGGCAAGGAGGCAUACAACAGGGGACUCUGUUACAGUCAAAGAGAGAAGACCGAGAGGAAAAGAAAGAAAAAAACACCGGUGAAUGAGUUCUAGAAAGAGCCUGCCCUCUUCAGUGAAACUCAACCCCAUGCUCCUCCAUCCUCUCAGGGGAUGGCCAAGGUCCAGGAUGGACACACAAAGACAUGUGACAGCUCUGCGAUGUUAGAAGAGAGCCAGGAUGGUAGGGACAGUGGUAGUCUGACUCCUGGCUCAGCUCGACAGGUGUGUAUCCAACGUCACCCUAACCAAGGCUUUGGCUUCAUCGCAGGCAGCCAGCGGCCAGUGAUCGUGCGCUCCGUCUCUGCAGACGGCCCCUCCAUUGGUAAGCUCCUCCCAGGUGACCAAAUUCUAGCCAUCAACGAUGAGGUGGUGAGCGAGGCACCCCGGGAGAGAGUCAUUGACCUUGUAAGAUGCUGUAAAGACUCUAUUGUUCUGAUUGUGUUGCAGCCCCAUCAGUCACCUAAGUCUGCCUUUAUAAGUGCAGCCAAGAAGGCCCGCUUGAGAACCAACCCGCCUAAAGUGCGCUUUUCUGAGCAAGUGUCCAUCAGCGACCCAGACUCAACAAUGCUUAAGGACGACUCAUUGCUCCUCAUACCAAAUGUGUUGAAGGUGUUUCUGGAGAAUGGACAGAUUAAGUCCUUCACAUUUGACAGCAGGACCACCGUCAGGGAUGUGAUCUCAUCUUUACAAGACCGUCUCACUCUGCGCUACAUUGAGCACUUUGCCCUGGUCCUGGAGUCUGGGGGGCUGGACCAGAACCAGAGAUUACACCUGCUUCUGGAGAACCAGCCUUUAUCACAUGUGGUACACAGAACAUACUUCCAGGGGAUGAAGUGCCUGUUCAGGAUUUGUUUCUUCCCCAAGGACCCUGCAGACCUGCUAAGGAGAGAUCCUGCUGCCUUUGAGUACCUCUACAUACAGAGUCGCAAUGAUGUCAUCAAAGAACGCUUUGGAAUGGACUGGAAGUCUGACGUCACACUACGUCUGGCGGCACUGCAUAUCUACAUCACUGUUUCCUCUGCUAGGCCUAAUCAGAAGAUCUCUCUCAAGCAUGUUGAGAAGGAGUGGGGCCUUGAGCCUUUUCUCCCUCUCGCUCUGCUGCCAACAGUCAAGGAGAAAAAUGUGUGUAAGACACUGUCCCAGCUUCUCAAGACCUACCAACACCCACCUCCCUCUGGCAACAAGGUACCUCCACUCCAGGGGAAACUGCAGUACAUGCGUGUGCUCAACGACCUUCCCCCUUUUGGAGGACUGCUUUUCUACACUGUUGGCCUGGAUGAGAAGCAGUCAGCUACAACACUGUUGGUGGGUCCAAGACAUGGCAUCAGUCAUGUGAUAGAUCUGAAGAACAACCUGACCACAGUUCUGACCGAGUUCAGCCGGAUCACCAAGGUCCAGUUGUACCGGGAGAACCAGGGAGUAGCUCGGGUUGAGGUAUCCAUCCACGAGGCCAAGCCCCUUGUUCUGCUUAUGGAGUGGCCUGAUGCCAGUAACUUUGCCUGCCUCAUUUCUGGAUACUACAAGCUGUUUGUUGACCCCAAAAAGACCAUUUACUUCAGGACACCUGGUCAGUCUUACAUGAUCAAGGCAGAUUACAGAAGCUCCCACCAUGCCCACCCUCGCUCUGGUGCAUUGUCUGGCUCCUCAUCCAGUGGCGGUCGGCGCCUGGAGGAGCGGGACGUCCAUCAUAGAGAUGCAGGGGGGUCGCAGAGAGUUGUGGCCCCUGUGGAGCCCGAACACCUUGGCCUCUGCCACAUCCAUCUGCGAGAGCAUCAGCAGCUCCAAGAGCUGCAGAUACAGACCAAGACCGAACUUGACAUCAACCAGAACCUAAUUUCCCAAAAUCCUCCUUCUCUACCAGGACGGCCACGAACCAAGUCAGAUCCGACCCUUAAGAGUACAGAGGCGAUUGCAGAAGGCCCAGAGAGUCCCACAGUGGAAAAUGUUGGAUUUAGAACCCGGGCUCACACGCUUAGCCAAUCCCAGAAGGCAACACGAUUCUUCUGUGACUCCUGCAAGGCACGGUUGAAGUUGGAGGACAUGACCAUGAUCGGUAGUGGUGGCUCGAGGAAACACUGCUCCAGCACCUGUGCUUCCCGUGAUGGAGGGGGGGCUGUAGACCUAAUGGCUUUACCACCCCCUGGUGGAAACGAGGCAGAGGAUGAGGAGGAGGCAAAUGAUGAAGAGAAGCUACAGCCUCCACCACCUGCCAUCGCGGCCCCGCCUCCUGGCUUUAGAGACAACAGUUCGGAUGAAGAUGACGCCAAACGAGGGAAAAAGAUCGGAACUGCCUCUACUAACGGCCCAUCUGUGGCCGCCACUGGCCAAGUGGCAAAGGGGGCACAGAUCUCACAGAUGCAACAAGCCUGCAAACAGCCACAGCAGGAAGUGCCGGUGACAUUGAUAGACAACGUGACAACCAGGACAGUCCGAGACCACGCUCAGGAGCUGGAUGAUGCUCUUGUGUCCACCCUGCAGGCUCUGGAAGCCCUCGCUGCCUCGGAGGACUAUCCUCACCACCAUCAACAGCCCGCCCAGACCGCAGGUCUCAUUGUGUUGGCAGCCAUCACACCUGAGUCAUCACUGGACUCUGGCCAUGAGACCAACUCAUCCGAGCUGACGGAUGUAUCAGAGAUGGUGUCAGCUAUGAAGCAGCAUCAGAAUCAGGCCUACUUGCUGGCCCACCACAUGUCCCACAACAAGGAGCGCAUCUUCUCUAGGCGAGACUUCCCUCUUGCAAUCCCCAGCUGCACCACCCAAACACUAGGAGGCGGUGCUUUCUCCAUGGGACAGAUCCGUGCUGGCUGCCCCGCUAAAGAGGUGAUCCUCAGAAAAACGGUUCCCCUGAAGACCAGCCUUGAGCAGGAAACAGCCACGGCCCAGGGUAAUCUGGCAUCAGACCAGGAAGGUCUCAAGACAAGUCUAGAACCAGCAUCAGGCAUGCAGAAGACAGAUCAGAAAGCCAAGCCAGAGCCCAGCAAAGUCAGCAGCCCUAACCCUCCUAUUAAGUUACUUGGGGGGCUGAAGGCAUUAGACCCAGCCAAGGCUCAGACCCUACCAAUAAUUAAAAAGCAGAAGUUGUCAUUUUCUGCAGGGGGGAAACUGAGUCUAAAUCUCUCUGCUGUAGGAGCCCGGGGAAAAACACCGGCACCUCUUGGGCCUGAUCCCACCAGCCAAGCCUUACCUAUCAUCCUGUCUGUGGACAGAACAUCCUCUGCCAAGAUUUGCCCCACAAACAUGUGCCAAGAUGCCGAAUCUGCCUCUACUGAGACCACAAAGCCUCCCAGCUCCAAAGACCUACUUCCAGUAGAAGACCUGUUCUGCACAUGCCCUGUGCUUGCGGAACCGGGUUCCCAACUCAGAUUAAAGGAACCUCAGACCCAGAAAGUGAUCUUGUUUCAUUCAUCUUCCCCCACCGAUGAUGAGUGUCUAAGAGCCAAGGGGUUGCAACUGGCUGGCAGUAAAGAGAACGCAGUGAGAGCAGAUAUACUUGACCCCACUCUGGCGAAUGCCAGCCCUCAAGUUCAAACCAAGCACUCCCCCCAUUUGUCUCAGAAAACAGAUAAAAAGGAAGCAGCAGAAAACAAGGCAGAAAGCUCUCAGAAUAAAGCUCCCACCGAGCAGCAGAAAUGCACUCCCAAGUCAUUACCCCUCCUGGUGGAUCCCAUCCACGCCAGCCAUUCAGAAGAUAAGGUGUCCACCCUCCCUGCCGCUAACACUAAGAAGCAAGAUGGGGGUAAGGGAAAAGCCCAGCGUAGUGCCCCGUUCCUAAGCUUUAGGAAUUUGCUUUCGUCUACCUUUCCAGCAAGGAUGCGAAGGGAGACAGAUGAACGGCGGGCCCAGCUUCAGAAGGUUCGGCAAUAUGAGCUGGAGUUCCUUGAGGAGCUGCUAAAGCCAAAGUCUUCCCAAGGAGAGUAUUUGCCCCAGGGCUCAUCUCCAGUCGCCUCUGGGAUCCCUUGCGCAUGCCAGCUCCGUACAAGUCCAGUCCUGAAGGCCCCUGGCAUCUCUAGGGAGCAGCGACGCAGCUGUGAUUGUAAAAGGUUGUGUCGAGGCAUGCGCCUCCCUGACACCCCAGUAGGCUCCACUGCAGAACCUCAGCAACUCCGGGGCAGGGAGAGGAACAUCUCCCAAAUUCCUCAAGCUGUCACCAAAUCCCCUGACAUCCUUGGCGCCUCGAGAAAACACCAGACCCUAGAGAUAAAGACCACUCGCAUCCGCUCCACUAGCCUAGAGUCCAGGGAGCUUCGAGGGGAGCAGGCCUCUUGUCUGCCGACGUGCUCUUCUCGCUCAGAGUGCAUAGGAGCCCCCCAGUACACAAAGCUCAAGAGGAGAUAUAGCAUUGGAGAAGUUGAAAACAGUGAGAGCAUGCCACUUUAUGCAGAGGUGAAACCCAAAAUCAAAAGCCUGGAGAAAGAGAUGGAGAGAGUUAGGGCCAUGGGAGGAUUGAGGCUUCCCACUCCUGUACAACCAGUCCACACUCAGUCCCAGCAGGUAGAUGGUAAGGGAAAGAAGGGGGUGUUCUUCAUACAAGGAGAAGAGACACUGAGAGGGAGAGAAGGAGAGGGGGGCACGGAGGUGCUUCUGAACAUACCAUGCGAGGACAACGAUGAUCGGGAGAAAUGCUGUUCCUUCUGCUUCUGCUACAGGAAGUGUGAAGCGGCAGAUGAGAGCAGUGAGAAGGAUGAGCUGUCCUACUCCAUCCCUCUUAAGGUACUGCCAGGUAUGCAGAUGGAUUCUGGCACCCUGCCUGUGGUAAGCAAGACCUUGCAAGUGCUUAAUGCAGAGGAUUGCAGUGGGGAUGAGGCAGAAGAGGAGGAGGAGGAGCCCCAGACUCAGGAUAUAGACCUGAGGGCUUGUGGAACUCUGGAGAGUAGUUUGGCAAGGGUGGAGGCACUGCAGGGGAAGGACUUCACCCUGCCCGAUGGCUUCCUCAAUGCCCAGCUGGAUGCAAACGAGCUGCUCUCCAUCCUACGCCAGUGCGCCAACAGCCCCCAAGUGGAAGUGGACAACCGCAUCCAGCCAUCUCGUAUUGGCGAGUACAAGCAAGAGCUGGCAGUACGCUUCAAGGAGUUACGGGCAUCGUGCCGUCAUGUGGCAAGCGUGGAGAAGAGCCCCUCGAGGAUGCUGAGCGCUGUUACUGCUAGUUUCCAAGUCCUGUGUGACCUCACUCAGACCUUUAUAAAAUUGGUGGGAGGGUUGCGUUCUGAGGCGCAGCGGCUGCAGCUGCUCCGGAAAGUGGAGGAGGUGGCCAUAAACUACACUCUACUCUUACGUGCAGCAGAGGAGUCCAUGGGAACUUCUAGCAGCCUGCCCACCAAGAGUGUCAGCCCUCAAGUCCGUACUUCUACCACAAAUAUGAGCUCUCUAACCCGCCCAAUUAAAACCUUGCCCAUCCAGUAAAUACCUUAACCGUAGGAGUUGGUAGUUAGUAACAGCUAUAAUAUGUUGCAGUAUAUGGUAAGCCAAGACAGGUGCUCACCUAAUCAAUAACGUAUUUAUUGUUUACAUUUUUUAUAGGAAGUGCAAUGACCUACAGAAAAUAUUGCAAUGCAACUGCUCCAUUCCAUGUUUACAAGGGAUGUGGCAACCUGUAGUGGAUAUUUAUGGAGCUUAUGGACCAGUAUUAUCACCAUAGCAUAGAAAUGGUGAGACAGCAAAACUUAAGGAGCAGUGGAUGCCAGAACAUUGACUUUCAUACGGCUUUGUCAUUUUUCAUAUGUACUGUACCAUUACGUUUUAUCUUUUUGAGAAAUGGUAUAGUUUGUGGGAACCCACAGAUGAGAGUAAUAUUUAGAAUAUAUAUUGAUGAAAAUUAUAAAGAGUAUAUCUAUACUUACUGUCAGACAUAAAUGAUGAUGUGCUCAAAUCUACUAUGAGAAUUUUUUUAAGCAGCAAAUAUGUUAAUUGGGUACCACCUCAAGCUUCAGUGGGUUAGUAGGUCAUGUGUUUGCUAGUUAGUUUACAAUUUAUACUAUUGUGACACUAAAUGGAGUUCUCCUUGGUCAGGGGCACAGGUUUCAUUGUGUGUGAAAACGUUUUGAAAAUCUGUCGCCCUCACGUUUUAAAAGAAAAUUAUAUUUUACGGCCACAUCAGUUCCAAAAAAAGCUGCCCCUCUUAUGUUUGAAAACAAACCUACGCCCCUGCCCUUGGUUUAUGGCGAACCAAAUGGUGAAAAUGGUUUUAUAUUCCAUUAUGUUGCAUAUAAGUUACUGCUGCUGAUAAUUUCCUCCACCACACCUGAGACUCCAUGGCUAGAGGGGUUCCUCGCUAUCAUGUCAUAAAACCUUGUUUCAUAAAUGUGGGUUUUAGAAUCAGAAAUCUAUCAAUAUGUAUACAGCAUAUACAGUUCUGGAAAGAAUUAAGAGACCACU